AUAGUCAACAAUUAAUUAAACUACGUAAAGAAUAUAAUGAUCAGUUAGAACUACAACUGCAAGAAUAUCAAAACCAAGAAUCGCUGUUUACUGAACAACAAGAAAACAUUAGAUACUUAGAACUCAGAGUCCAAGAACUAACUAACUUAAUCAGACAAAAAAAAGAAAAGAUAGUAGAUAUCUUCACCCGUCUUUUACCAGAAAAAGAGCAAGAGAUAAGACUAAUUCAAAGCUUAGUAAUUGCUCAUUUAAAAUAUACUAAAGCUAAAAAGCAAAAAUUAUCUUCAAUUAUUAACCUCCGCAAACAAAGAGAUAAACUUCGUGAAGAGCUAGAAGAAUUAUUAGGAGAUAGUUUACUGAAAGAAAUUGAAUUUGCUUUGGAUGACUGCGAAGAACUAGUUAUCUGA
Molecule: messenger RNA, 407 nt
Organism: Paraglomus occultum
Lineage: Eukaryota; Fungi; Glomeromycota; Glomeromycetes; Paraglomerales; Paraglomeraceae
Source: the annotation of a GenBank genome assembly